AUGCUUCGCGCCGAACUCGCGGGUGAGUUUACGUGCGAUGUCUUCGAUAGCGAGGCGUAUCGCCGCGCGUUGACGACGGCGCCGGAAAUUUUCGCCGAGCCGACGGUGCGAGAGGCGUUUGAUUUCACCGCCAAGUCGCACGCGGGGCCGGGGCUGGGACCGCACUUUGAUCGAUGCGUGGACACCGCCAUCACGCUCGCUAAGCUCGGUAUGGACGCUAAAACCGUGGCCGUGGGACUGUUGCACGACACCUUGGACGUGACGUCGAGCACGAAGGAGGACUUGCGCAAGAGAUUUUCAGACGAAGUCGUCGCGUUGGUCGAGGACGUCACUCGAGUACACCGCGUUUCCAAGCUUCAUCGGGCGUCGGGGCGCGUGUUGGAUUUCAACGAACGCGCGCAGUUCCGCGCAAUGUUACUUGCGAUGACAGACGCGCGCGUGGUGAUCGUCAAGCUCGCGGCGCGUCUGAUAAAGAUGCGCAACUUGGCGAGCGCGCCUCAGUCGCAGCAACAAGCCUUCGCGGAUGAGACGCUCACCAUUUACGCCCCUCUCGCCGCGCGCCUGGGGAUUUUCAGCGUGAAGAACGAGCUCGAGGAUCUAACAUUCAAAUGGAUGAAUCCGCAAGCGUACGCAGAGCUGUCUCAGACGCUCGAUCAGCGCGAGUCAAUCGUCGCCGCGCUGAACAAGCUCGACGAAGAACUCUCGUCCCGCCGUGCGCAAGUCGUCGACUUGUGCGGACGUCAAAAGUCAGUGUAUUCAGUGUACAAGAAGAUGCUAUCCAAGAACCAAAAGCUCGAAGACAUCAUGGAUUUGCGCGCCAUUCGAAUCAUCGUCGCCGACGGCGAUAACGACGCCGAGUCUGAGCAAACGUGCCGAGAGACGCUUGAAAUCGCGCUGUCGACUUUCCAGUCUGUCGAAGGCAGGUCGAAGGAUUACAUCGCGAAUCCGAAGGCGAACGGGUACCAAUCCUUGCACGCGGUCGUUCGAGACGAAAACGAAACCACGUUUGAGAUUCAAAUUCGUUCUGCCUCGAUGCACAGAACCGCAGAAUUUGGCGUCGCCGCUCACUGGCGUUACAAGGAGCACGAGAAAUCGGCUACGAGCGCCAAGGUGGAUCAGCAAAUUCAGUGGGCGCGCUUCAUGUUGACGUGGCAAAACGAACUCGAUGACCAGCAAAAGAUUCGUCCCGCGCGCGUGGCGCACGCCGUGGACUGCGGUGCGGCGCUUCGACCUUGCAUGUUCCCGACGCACUCCGCCGACUGUGCGUACAGUCGGGAGGAGGGCUUUUGCCAGUCGUGCGAAGUGGAAGACGACUCUCCGAACUACAUCAUCACCGUCGUCGACGGCGCUGUGGCGGUUCGCGAGAUUGCGCAAAACUCCACCUUGGCUGAUCUUAAGCUCGAAGACGCGCACGUCCCUGGAGGGGCGCGAUCGAGUGAGUUUUACCGCGUCUCGAGCGUGCGCGUCAACAAAAAAUCCAUCGCGACUGCAAACGCAUCCUCGACGACCUUGAAAAUGGGUGACGUCAUCGAGGUAAACCGCACGCGUAUUCUGUCGCCAAACAAAAGCUGGGACGAGGCGGAUGACGUGUCUGUGUUCGAGGAUUUGAACCUCGAAAUUCACGCUUUGCCGAAGACGGACGCCGUCGACAGGACCACGGUUCGGAUGAUCUAA
This is a messenger RNA of Ostreococcus lucimarinus CCE9901, 1674 nucleotides long. RefSeq lists its product with no specific name. Gene Ontology annotation, biological process: guanosine tetraphosphate metabolic process. NCBI's taxonomy places the organism in Eukaryota, Viridiplantae, Chlorophyta, Mamiellophyceae, Mamiellales, Bathycoccaceae. Gene Ontology annotation, cellular component: chloroplast. The record is from RefSeq and is a predicted model, not a curated record. The coding region runs from base 1 to 1674 and encodes 557 amino acids. The transcript has a single exon.